Paraglomus occultum is the source of this 516-nucleotide messenger RNA. The record is from the annotation of a GenBank genome assembly. Lineage: Eukaryota; Fungi; Glomeromycota; Glomeromycetes; Paraglomerales; Paraglomeraceae.
AUGGUCACGUCUACUACAUUAUUUACGUUUCUCAUUUUAAUUCUCACGACGAUCGUCUUCGUCAAUGCCGACACAAGCGAGGCCGACGUAACUGCCAUACUGAUAAGCAAUACCCAAUUUUGCAUUUUCCUUCCACCAGCACCUGGCGAAUACAUUUCUGACAGUGAAAAGACUGCCCUCGCAUUUUGCACACCCGGCACACCCACUUCAGUCAGAGAUCUUCCCGAUGGAUUCAUUAUUUCGGCUAACUUUGGUGGUGAUUCUUCUACUUACGUCCAAAUUACUGGAAAAAUGAAUCCAGAUGCGUACCAGUUGCAUCAUGAUGACGAUGGUGGCCAGUAUGAUAGUGCUGGUUCUCCUCCAAAUGCAAGUUGUGCUGGAUACGAACAUUUUGUAAAUUUGGUUGAGCCAAACAACGGAAACUACUGUAUCCGCUGCUGCCAUUAUAAAUCGGAUUGUCCCACUAACAAAAGCACCGAGGGUUGUGAAAAAGUCAUUCCUGGCCCCCCAUACUAG